Molecule: messenger RNA, 2376 nt
Organism: Orbicella faveolata
Lineage: Eukaryota; Metazoa; Cnidaria; Anthozoa; Scleractinia; Merulinidae
Product: EEF1A lysine methyltransferase 1-like
Biological process (GO): methylation
Molecular function (GO): nucleic acid binding; protein-lysine N-methyltransferase activity
Source: RefSeq, a predicted model, not a curated record
UUUCAAUCUCAAUUAGUGAGCUUAGUGACCACGCGUGUACCUAGCAGGCCAGGUUACAGGCAUUCAACAUGGCGGAUUGCCAGAGUGCAAGCGACCAAAAGGGUAAAGAGCCAAAUGGAAGUGACAAUGAGAGUGAUGAUGACGAUAUCCCUCAGUUAUCGGCACAUGCCUUGGCAGCUUUGCAGGAAUUUUAUGAUGAACAGAAAACUUUAGCAUCAGAAGAAAAAACCCUUAAAAUAGAUGAGGACUGGCAACUCAGCCAGUUUUGGUAUGAUGACAACACAGCUUCUGUUUUGGCAGAAGAAGCUCUAAGAGCAUCAAGCAAUGGCAGAAUAGCUUGCCUUUGCACACCAACUUUGUACAAGAAAUUACUGAGCACCAAGCCUGAAGGAUGUGAAGCAAAAAUAUUUGAAUACGACAGACGAUUUUCUGUGUUUGGUGAAGAUUUUAUAUUCUAUGAUUACAAGAAACCGCUUGACUUACCAGCUUCCAUCACUGAACACUCCUUUGAUCUGGUGUUCGCCGAUCCUCCUUUCCUUUCAGAAGAAUGUCUGGCAAAAACUGCUGAGACAAUAAAAUAUCUUGGCAAGGAAAAAAUAAUUCUUUGCACUGGGGAAGUUAUGGAAGACCUAGCAUUCAAGCUACUCAGAGUAACACCUAGUACAUUCCAGCCAACACAUGCUAGGAAUCUGGGAAACAAAUUUGCUUGUUUUGUAAAUUAUGAUAGUGACCUUAAUAAAUGACAAAAACUGUCAGUAGAUAAUGCCAAGCUCAUUGAUGAAUACUGCUAUUUAUACCAUGGCACAGAAAAGUAUAGCCAUUCAGAAUAUAGGAAAGCCAUUGUAUAUUUGACAGUCUUACAUCAAACCUUCCCAUCAUGUGCUGUGUAUAUGUCGCACUGAUUGUGCUGGCCACUGUAUUUUCUAUAGCAAGGUAUAAAAUAGUUAUGAACACCAUCUUAUGGUAUAACCAUGGAAUAUCUUACUUGUCAGUUGUAUUUUCCUGGUAUAUCCACAAGUUUUUAGGCAAACUUAUGUGUAUAAUGAGAAAAUACAAGUGACUUGUGGGAUGUUCCAUGGUAUACCACUCAAAAACGUUGCAUAACUAGUAUAUACUAGUAUAGAUAUGAAUUAUUUCAUAUAUACUAUACAUCACUAGUAUAUACUGUCGGAAAGAUCCCAAGCUAAUUGUUUCCCAUCAAAGUAAGUUAUGCAACACAAGGAAAAGCAACUUAAAUUAAAUAUUUGGUCUAAAAUAGUUUAUUUUACAAUUGCUUUCAAAAUAGAGAAGCAGCAGUGAAAAUAACGAUCAUAACUAAUUUUCAUACAAGGCAAUGUUUGAUGUGUUAAGAGGAUGUAUACAAAUUCAGGCAGUCUAUCUAGUAUAUAUUUGGAUGUAAUUUUAACUUGAUGUGAAUUAUCCUUUAUGAAAAUAUCUAAUUUACAUUUUGUUGAAAGCUGAAAGAGCUCUUAAAAGUAGUGACCCUCUAAAUGUACAAAUUUUAUGGUCAUUAGCAAACCCCACAAGUAGUGACACAGAAAGUAACAAACAUUGCAAAGUAGCAGUCAUCGGAAAGAAGAGACCUCAAAGUUAAUUGGACUUGAGAAAAACUGGAAAUAACGGAUACGAGACACUGAUCCAAAAUGAUCUUACAUAGUUUGAUUCACAUAACUCAUUGUUAACUAAUGGUAAUGUUUCUCUUUUUGGUGUAUUUGAUGGCUUGGCCCACUUAUGGUACAAAAUUUAGCUGCACAAUAGUAGAGAUUGGACCCUGGAAAGUUACAACCCUCUGGAAGUAGUCACUGGAACGGGCUGGUAAAUCCAAAAGUUGCGAAGGCCAUUACGGUCAGAAAUUUGGGAGAAGCAUUUUCUAGUUAAGGUGGUUUAAGUACUGCAUAUUGUUUUAGACUGUACAUAAUUGGUACUUGUUGUUGCAGCAACAACUUUUAGCACAUGAAUCACAGGCCUAUCAAUUCAAUUUAAUUUUUGCACACAAACUUUGAUGAGUCUUGAAAUCAAUUUACUGUUUAUUUGAAUUUAAAUUUAUACAAAUGUCCACUUUUGUUAAUAAUAAAGAAUAAAGAAAAUAGCUUACCUACAUAUUUGUAAAACAGUUGUAACAGCCAAAUCAAGAGAGUUCCCUUGCUACCUUUUUUAAAAAAAUACCUGUCCUGCUUUUGCCUGAUAAUACUAGGAUUGGUGUUGUCUUUGUUGAAAAUAGUCAGAAAAUUGAAGACCUGAGUACAAAAUGAGGUACACAUGCAAAUAUUUUGGGGACAAAAACACUUUUCCCAUUUGAAGGGUUGACUGGAAAAAGACCCUACAUGACAUCUGAUAGAUGACGAGAUUCCCUUCACAAAUUGCUUUCUGCUUCCU